Molecule: messenger RNA, 1378 nt
Organism: Mytilus trossulus (common blue mussel)
Lineage: Eukaryota; Metazoa; Mollusca; Bivalvia; Mytilida; Mytilidae
Product: short-chain collagen C4-like
Exons: 4
Coding region: 509-1315 (268 amino acids)
Source: RefSeq, a predicted model, not a curated record
UCUCAACAUGUGUAACAGUUCUUUGGAAAUGAUUUAUUUUUUUAUUUAAUUUCAAUAUUUAGAAACAAAGACAUUUUUGCUGAAUAUUUACUUUAUUAACAAAAAUAUUAAUCGGUGAUUUUUUUCAUAAAAAUUGGAAUACAUAAUCUUCAUGCAGAAUUAAGUCAAAUGUCAUUUUAAGAUUUUAAAAGACGGCUCCAUGUUCUCUUGAAAUUAUUUUAAAAUAUGACACGAAAUAUGCUUCUUUAUCCGAUAAGUCUCGAAGUUUGACGUCGCAAAAAAUACAGUAUAAUAUUUUACAAAAUUAAACCAAUUCCAAGAAUUAAGUAAAAAUAUUAUUGAAAUUAAAACAUAUGUCGCUCUUAUACGUUUAUAUUAUAGAAAUGUAAACGAAUUCGAUAUUUUAUUGUGUUUUUUACUUCAUGCAACACAUUUCCUUAUUAUUCCAUCAACAUAAAUUACCAACGACGAAGACAGAAUUGACAUAAUAAGUUAUCCAACUGCUGCAAUGAACAUGUUGACCAUUCCUAUGUUUGCUGUCCUGUUUUGUUGUGCUGCAUUCACUACUGGUACCCUAGCAAAGGACUGCAUAGGAGACCAAUGUCCGCAAAUCAUAUCUGUUGGGCUAAUGAAUGGUUUGAAAGCCACGUUGAAAGCUGACCUCGAUGUUUCCAAACUUAAUAACGUUUUGUUUAAGUAUAUACAGACAGAAGUGACAAAAGCUGUUAAGUCGGAAGUUGACAAAUUACAAGGAGAAAAGUGUAUGAAGGGCAGUACAUUUGUAAGAUGGGGGCGGACUUCAUGCGAUGGUACAAAGUCGUCAUUGGUUUAUACAGGAUUUAUGGCUGGUCCUACUAAUUCCGCAAGAGGAAGUGGAUCUAAUUAUUUAUGUUUGUCCAGUAAUCCUCAAACGAAAUCGUUCCCUGUAGAAUGGAAUCAGAGACCUGGACAUCUUUAUGGAAUAGGCUGGGAACUAACAGGUAUUGACAGAAGCAGAAGUUCAAACCACGUGGAUGACAAGGAUGUCCCGUGUGCUGUGUGUCUGACAAAAGGUAAAACAUCAUUGAUGAUUCCUGGCAGAACGUCGUGCUAUGCAGGUUGGACCCACGAUUACACGGGGUUUCUCGUAUCUGUGAGAACACAAAAUGGCUUUGCAUCAACAGAAUAUGUCUGCGCAGAUGCCGAUCCGGAAUCUCACGGAUCAACAAACUAUAAUCAGGGCAUGAUCAGUUUUGUAGAAGUAAGAUGUGGAAGCAUCCCGUGUUCUAAGUAUGGAAACAAAACGAAACUGAGCUGCGUUGUGUGUAGUAAAUAGAAAUGCAGUUGAAUGAACAAUAUUUGUUUAUAAUGUUUUCUCUUGAAUUUGUUCAUCAGUAUA